UGCGAACCUCCGCACCCGAAACCGGGAGUGAGGGAGGGUGAAUGGCCAAAGUACAAUAGCCAUAACGGCGUGAGGCAAAGGCACAGGCAACCAAUGGGGAAAUGGCAUGUUUUUGACCAAUAAGAAGCAGGAAGGCUCCCCCCGGGGCAGAAGACCUUCCGUCUCUUCGUUCCUCAAGGCGUCAAGAAUGACAUGUCUUUCCCAGCUCAGACCCGACGCAAAAAGCUAGAUUGGAGCUGGCGGCUGGCCUCUGGAAGCUGGUACACCGCGCCCCUCAUGGCGAAAACGCCCAGCCCACAUGCCACCGACCUCGCCAUCCUGGCCAUGCAGUGCCGGGAAGUGUUGAAAAAUCUUCUUUCAGCAUGUCUUGAAAAAGACUCAAAGCGCCAAGAGUCUCAGCUUGUUUCUCGUCAAUUGGCAGAGUUCAACAUAUGGUGCUCCAAGAUCGGCGUUAACAAACCAGGCCAACAGUCCCUAGACUAUCGCCUCAAAGACCUCCCUGACACGAGUAAGCUGAUAGGAGGACUUCUCGAGGUGCUGAAACAAGAUUUGCAGAGGCUCCGGGAACCUGAGAUUCUUCAUCAGCACGCCAAGGUUGAGAGCGAUGGCCCAGAUGUUCACGAUGACGAAGACUCCGACAGCUCUUCAUGGUCCCCAGAUGCUCUUUCAUCCUCGGAUGAAUCGGACACGGACACCUCGCCGAACGGACACACAUGGACGCGUGUGGAAGAUACGAUUGAUAGACUCCAUGGGCACGCACGGCGAAUUGAGUUGGCUGGACUCAAGCACAGACAAGCCAGAAUUGAACGGUUCAAGAAGAAGCCGGGUCAGAAGCAAGUCUACGAGCUGUUCAAAUGGAUCGCUGCGCAAAAAGUCGAGCACCAGUUCACGCGGUCAAGCCCCUGGAUGAAGGAAAGAAUCGCCGAGUCUUUCGCCAGGCGGAGAAUCCGGUUUGAAUACUUGAAGGAACAUCAGAAGAAGCUGGCUAUUGGUAUGAAUGUCACAUCUAGGGACGCUUCCUCAACCAAGAUGAGGGAUCAGCAUAGCGGGAGACCUACAAGUCCCUUCACUGAAUCCAAUACCCAGGCGGAUCUUCCCAAAUUCCAAAAUACAAUGAAAGACUUCCCGGAGCAGAGUGCCAUACUUACGGCCACUGAGCAUACUCACCUCGACAUGACCUCCCAGUCUUUGCUUCAGGACUUCGAGGUAGCGGAGAGCGUUGCUUCAGUCACGUUAAGGCACGGCGGCUUUCCCCAGCGACCGAGACUGCAUGGAUCCGACAGUUUUCAGUGUCCCUACUGUCGCCUCGAGUUCCUCGCAAGGGAAGCGGAAGGAAAAUCCUGGAGGUAGGCACUUGUUAACCCACACUCAUAACAAGAUAUCACAGGGAUUGGUGCGUUCAAUCAGACUCUG
Molecule: messenger RNA, 1413 nt
Organism: Ilyonectria robusta
Lineage: Eukaryota; Fungi; Ascomycota; Sordariomycetes; Hypocreales; Nectriaceae
Exons: 2
Coding region: 193-1350 (385 amino acids)
Source: RefSeq, a predicted model, not a curated record